UUAUUGUCUUGUUGAAGUUUCACUUUCCUGCUCUAUAAUAUAAAAAGAAGCACGUUCAUCCGUCAACUUUUUCCUCAAAUAAAUGAUGAUGAUUAUGAGUGAAAAGAGUGCUUCACCUCCCCAUGUUCUUCUUAUAUCUGCUGGUGCUAGCCACACUGUUGCACUUCUCACUGGCAAUGUUGUUUGCUCUUGGGGCCGAGGAGAAGACGGACAAUUAGGCCAUGGUGAUACCGAUGAUCGACUCUUACCCACAAAACUAAGCGCUUUCGAUGGCCAAGACAUUGUAUCUGUUACUUGUGGAGCUGAUUAUACAGUGGCACGUUCCAAGUCCGGCAAGGAUGUAUAUAGUUGGGGAUGGGGUGAUUUUGGAAGAUUAGGUCAUGGUGAUCCUAGUGACUUAUUCAUUCCUCAUCCCAUUAGAGCAUUACAGGGUCUAAGGAUAAAGCAAAUUUCCUGUGGGGACUGUCAUUGUUUGGCAGUUACCAUGGAAAACAAGGUGUUGAGUUGGGGGCGGAAUCAAAAUGGUGAACUUGGACUUGGUACCACAAAGGACUCUCACGUGCCACAAAAAAUUCUAGCAUUUGAGGGAAUACGUAUCAAAAUGGUGGCUGCUGGUGCUGAACACAGUGUAGCAAUUACCGAAGAUGGGGAUUUGUAUGGAUGGGGUUGGGGACGAUAUGGAAACUUGGGAUUGGGAGACACAAAUGAUCGCUUGAUCCCUGAGAAAGUGAACAUUGAUGGUGACAAGAUAGUCAUGGUUUCUUGUGGCUGGAGGCAUACGAUAUCGAUUUCAUCUUCCGGUGGAUUAUACACACAUGGAUGGAGUAAAUAUGGUCAGCUUGGACAUGGGGACUUUGAAGACUGUCUUGUGCCUCGCAAGGUUCAAGCAUUGAGUGAUAAGCUCAUUUCUCAGGUAUCAGGUGGAUGGAGGCAUAGUAUGGCACUCACGUCUAAUGGACAACUUUUCGGCUGGGGUUGGAAUAAGUUCGGACAGAUUGGAAUUGGUCACAAUUUUGAUUGCUCCUCUCCCAUGCUAGUGAACUUUCCUCAUGCUCAGAAAGUAGUUCAGAUGUCAAGUGGAUGGAGACACACGGUUGCUGUCACCGAUCGUGCAAAUGUAUAUUCUUGGGGAAGAGGUGCAAAUGGACAACUUGGGCAUGGAGACACCAAAGACCGGAACGUUCCGACGAUUAUUGAUGCCUUCAGUGUUGAUGGAUGUAGUGAGCAGCACAUAGAAUCCUCAAACUAUCCAUUACCAGGGAAAUCAUUUGCCUCCUUAUCAGAGAGAUAUGCGGUUGUUCCAAAUGAAACUGCUCUGGGAUCAUAUGCCACUACUUCAUCAGAUAAGAGUGAUAAGUUUGAUGCCAGUGUCCCUGAGAAUGAUGUCUCACUUGAUAGCCCAACCAUUAAUCAGUUCGAGACAAUGAUGUAGGAGAUCAACACACACAAGGAGGAGCUAGGGAUAAGUUUUCUUUUAUGUGAUUUUAUAAAAGGGAUAAGUCCCCCCUUCUUUGGUUCAUAUUUGUACAUGUUUGUUUUGGUUGUGGAAUAAUAUCAGCCGCGCAUUUAGUUCAAAUUAAAGUUAUAGUUUUUCUAGUUUUCUCUUUAACCCUAAGAAAAAUAAGCUUGGUAAUAUGAGUUUGUAGCUUCUUGUAAUAUAAUGGUGAGAAGACUUACCACCAAUACCAUGUUUUGCAAGUAAUUGGCUGUGCACAUUCAAACAUUGGCUGA
Medicago truncatula (barrel medic) is the source of this 1731-nucleotide messenger RNA. RefSeq names its product ultraviolet-B receptor UVR8. Gene Ontology annotation, molecular function: guanyl-nucleotide exchange factor activity. The record is from RefSeq and is a predicted model, not a curated record. The coding region runs from base 83 to 1432 and encodes 449 amino acids. NCBI's taxonomy places the organism in Eukaryota, Viridiplantae, Streptophyta, Magnoliopsida, Fabales, Fabaceae. Gene Ontology annotation, cellular component: cytoplasm. The transcript has 12 exons.